Messenger RNA from Chaetomium fimeti, 1981 nucleotides. Its product is annotated as GTP-binding protein 1-like protein. The transcript has a single exon. Gene Ontology annotation, molecular function: GTP binding; GTPase activity; translation elongation factor activity. Gene Ontology annotation, biological process: translational elongation. The record is from RefSeq and is a predicted model, not a curated record. Bases 319 to 1935 code for a protein of 538 amino acids. NCBI's taxonomy places the organism in Eukaryota, Fungi, Ascomycota, Sordariomycetes, Sordariales, Chaetomiaceae.
CAGAGUUAUCUGGUCAAGGUUUAUCGAUAAGUGGCGUUGGCCUGAGAGCUGGCCGAUGACUCUCAAGGGCUUCGACUCAGCCGGUGAACCAAGUCACAGAGAAGAUCCUAUAAAGCGCCCAGAUCUAGCAUGAUUCUACCUCCUUUCUCUUCUUUCAUAUCUAGAUUAUUCACCGCAAACAAAAGUUUCCUGGGAUUCCAUCCUUACGCACAACCGUUUGCAUUAACUUGGUCGAUGAUCUAGUGAAGUCAUCGUUUGCUUCCACGACCUCACUCCGGAUUCUUCUCCUCCCUGGAGUCAGACUAAACGAAUGCGACAAUGACUAGCAAACCCGCAAAACAACUACCGCACGAGAGGCGGAAAGGUGAGGCCGCGUUAAGCGACUUUGCCGAGUACGUCGAGAAGCAGCAGGCGCUCCGCUACCCAAGCUCCAAGCAAGCGCAAACAACGGCGGCGGCCGCGGCAGCAGCAACGAAGAGUGGCCAAGGCGAGGUUGAGCACCACGAGGAGCUUGAUGACAUACUCAGCAGCUUGGAUCUCUCUGACCCGACCCCCCGUGUGAGGUUACGAGAGCUCCUGCUCUCCCCUGACGGUGACGCCGAGGCUCUCCAACGAUUAGCCGACGUCCUGAAAGAACGGCUAUUGGAGGGCCAUGGAGAGACCGUUUUCGACGUUGGCUUUGAGAACAGUGGCGAAGGCAUGAAGUUAUCGCGAGAGGAGUGGGACGCGGCACACAGGCGGUUAGCGGAGGCGGCCAAGAAGCUCGGAGCCGACACUCAACUACUAUUAACGAAAAACGUGGGCGGUGAUCUUGAUGGGGCGCCGACCAAAGAUGGAGACUGCAGCGGGAAGGUCAUGAUUCGCCAGGCGCCGGACACGGUCGAGGAGGUCAUCGAGACGAGGAUAGCUGUUGUUGGGAAUGUCGACGCCGGCAAAAGCUCCAUGCUUGGUGUUCUUGUUAAGGGCGACCUGGAUGACGGCCGUGGCAAGGCACGAGUCAACCUUUUCCGACACAAACAUGAGAUCGAGACGGGGCGGACGUCGUCCGUCGGUAUGGAGAUUAUGGGGUUUGACACAACUGGUCAAGUUGUCGUCUCGGACACACCGGGACGCAAGUUGUCCUGGGAGGAGAUCGGCAAGCGCAGCGCCAAAGUCAUCACUUUCACCGACUUGGCGGGCCACGAACGCUAUCUCCGUACCACGGUGUUCGGGCUUUUAUCUAGCAGCCCGAAUUACUGCCUGCUCAUGGUUGCGGCCAACAACGGCCUCAUUGGCAUGAGCAAAGAGCACCUCGGCAUCGCACUUGCCCUAAACGUGCCAGUCAUGGUGGUCAUCACCAAAAUCGACAUUUGCCCGCCUCAGAUCCUGGAGCAGACCAUCACACAAAUAACACGAAUCCUGAAGAGCCCCGGGGCAAGGAAAAUACCCAUCUUCAUCAAGAACCAUGAAGAGUGCAUCAACACGGCCACCCAGUUUGUGAGCCAGCGGAUAUGCCCCAUCUUCCAGGUGUCAAACGUGACAGGUGAGAACCUUGAUUUGGUCCGGUCGUUCCUCAACAUCCUCCCGCACCACGGCCGCUAUGAUGCCGACGCCGCUUUCGAGUUCCAUAUCAACGACACCUUCAGCGUCCCUCACGUCGGGACGGUAGUCUCUGGUAUUGUCAAGUCUGGCGUGAUACACGCCGGAGACGACGUCCAGAUCGGGCCGGAUUCACUGGGCCGCUUCACGCAGACCUCGAUUCGCUCCAUCGAGAGGAAAAGGAUAGGCGUGCCCGCGGCAUCGGCUGGCCAGUCGGCCUCGUUUGCUCUCAGGAGGAUCCGGAGGAAAGACGUACGCAAAGGGAUGGUAGUGCUGUCUAAAUCGGAUGGAGCCCCCCCUAAGGUGUACCGCGAGUUUGUGGCCGAAGGUACUUCUGCUAGUCCCCGUAUCGCGUAGCAUGUCGCAUGCUGACCCCCUUUAGUGCUCAUAUUGUCACACGCAA